Molecule: messenger RNA, 1091 nt
Organism: Humulus lupulus (European hop)
Lineage: Eukaryota; Viridiplantae; Streptophyta; Magnoliopsida; Rosales; Cannabaceae
Exons: 3
Coding region: 36-896 (286 amino acids)
Molecular function (GO): oxidoreductase activity
Source: RefSeq, a predicted model, not a curated record
CCUUAGAAUUUUCCGAGUCAAUAAAAAGUUUAGCAAUGGCGAGCCAAGCAUUGUCGGACAACAUGGAGCCAUGGCUGGACCUUCUGGGCAAGGUCGUGCUGGUGACCGGCGCUUCCUCUGGUCUCGGCCGCGACUUUUGUCUCGAUCUCGCCAAAGCCGGUUGCCACGUCGUUGCCGCCGCUCGUCGCGUUGAUCGCCUUAAGUCCCUGUGUGACGAAAUUAAUGGCCUCACUCUAUCGACUCCGUCGUCUUCUAAGGGAAGCGUCAGAUCUAUGGCAGUUGAGCUUGAUGUGUGCGCCGAAGGACCGACAAUAGAGAAAUCCGUACAGAGGGCUUGGGAGGCGUUUGGGCGAAUUGAUGCUUUGGUUAACAAUGCCGGAAUCAGAGGUAAUGUCAGAUCUCCCUUGGAUUUGUCGGAGGAGGAAUGGAACAACGUUAUGAAAACAAACUUGACGGGGACGUGGUUGGUGUCAAAAUAUGUUUGUAUACGGAUGCGCGAUGGAGGUCGGGGAGGAGCAGUCAUUAACAUUUCUUCUAUUGCUGGUCUUAGUCGUGGGCAGUUGCCUGGUGCUGCUGCCUAUGCUUCCUCGAAGGCUGGUCUGAAUUCGUUGACAAGGGUUAUGGCCGUUGAAUUGGGGGCACACAAGAUCAGAGUGAAUGCAAUCUCACCGGGGCUUUUCAAGUCUGAGAUAACACAGGGACUGAUGCAGAAAGAUUGGCUGUCCAAUGUGGCUGCCAAAACUGUCCCUUUAAGAACAUUCGGCACCUCCGAUCCAGCAUUGACAUCGCUAGUUCGAUAUUUGAUUCAUGAUUCCUCAGUAUAUGUUUCUGGAAAUGUAUUUAUUGUAGAUGCCGGUGCUACUCUGCCAGGCGUCCCUAUUUUCUCUUCCCUGUAAGCUGUUGUGGUAUCAGAUAUCUUUGUGUGUGUAAGAGCGCCCAACUAAGAUCCUGAAUUACUUGGUAAGAACUAACAACUAAAGGACUAAACCUUAAUUAUAGAUAUUAGUACAAAAAAAAAAGUUUGGUCAAGGGCGAUCGUAAUUCUUGAAAAUUGAAUAACAGAAUUCAUUAGGAUUGAAUUAACAGCAGAA